Molecule: messenger RNA, 1778 nt
Organism: Nicotiana tabacum (common tobacco)
Lineage: Eukaryota; Viridiplantae; Streptophyta; Magnoliopsida; Solanales; Solanaceae
Molecular function (GO): lipid binding
Source: RefSeq, a predicted model, not a curated record
UUCUUUUUUUCUUUUUUCUUUUUUGUCUUUCUUCUUCUUGUGUACACCGUCAAAGGCCAAAAUUGAACUCUUCAAUCUGCAAAAUUCUAUGUAGCUUCGUUCCAAUGCAAUCUCCAAACUACCUCUUCAAUUAGCUCUUAGAAUUAAGGCCCCAAAAGCCUUGUCAAAUUGAACCAAAAAAUGGAGGUGGAGAGGUGGGUUGGGUUGGUGGAAUUGAUAAACAAGCCAGCUAUAAUGGAAACAUUUGUCGACAUUUUGGUAUGUAUUGUCCCGAUUUGGGUCGCGAUCAUGAUCGGGUUAAUGAUCGGCUGGUCCUGGCGACCUCGUUGGACCGGUCUCGUGUUUUUAGGAUUCCGGUCUAAACUCAAUCGCUUUGUUUGGACCGUUCCUCCCGGUUUUGGUGCUCGCCGUCUUUGGUUAGCCUUUACUGCUCUUUCAGCAUUCUCUGUUGGUAGGAAACUUUGGUUUAAUUUCCAGGGCAGGACACGUAAGCCUUCCGCGGUGGCCGCGGAUUCGGGUCAAGUGUCGGUGGAUGAAUUUGGAUCAUCUUCAGCGAUUUCGGGUCCGGGUCCCGGUGAAGGGAAUAAUGAUUCCGUCACCAGACAUAUUACUGGAACCUCGGAAAAUGAGGGCAUUGUGACAGAGAAAGAUCUGGAGCACUUUCUGCAUCUUCUAGAUGGUAAAGAUGGAGAGAUGGCAUGGCAAACCAUGAUGGACCGCUCUACAUCAAACUUCACAUAUCAAGCUUGGCGGCAUGAGCCUGAGAUGGGACCAACAAUCUACCGAACCAAAACUGUUUUCGAGGAUGCAACUCCUGAGUUAGUCAGAGAUUUCUUCUGGGAUGAUGAGUUCAGACUAAAAUGGGAUCCUAUGCUUGCUUAUUUCAAGAUAUUGCAGGAAUCCCCACAUACAGGAUCUAUGAUUAUCCACUGGAUUAAAAAGUUCCCGUUCUUCUGCAGUGAUCGUGAAUAUAUCAUUGGUAGAAGAAUAUGGGAAUCUGGGAAAACAUACUACUGUGUAACAAAGAGUGUACCAUAUCCAGCUUUGCAAAGACGUGACAAGCCUAGGCGUGUGGACCUGUACUUCUCAAGUUGGAUUGUUAAGCCGGUGGAAUCGAACAAGGGAGAUGGACAGUUAUCUGCAUGCGAGGUCACUCUUACUCACUAUGAAGAUAUGGGCAUCCCUAAAGAUGUUGCUAAAUUGGGAGUUCGGCAUGGAAUGUGGGGAACAGUCAAAAAAUUGCACAACGGCUUCAGAGCAUACCAGAAUGCAAGAAAAUCAGAGGCAGCAGUUUCUAGGUGUGCAAUGAUGGCACGAAUCACUACAAAAAUCUCGCUUGAUGAAGGUGUUGAUGCUUUUGAGCGAGUUUCUGCUGAAGGUAGAGCUGGGGAAAUCCAAGGCCAGAGAGGAGAUGGUGGGAUAGAUUGGAAAUGGGUAGCUAUUGGAGCAACAGUUGCUGUAGUCUGCGGCCUUCGAACCGGCAUGAUAGGAAAAGCAGUGUUACUUGGAGCAGGGCAAAGGAUUGCUCGGAGAGGCAGAAAUGCGUAGUGGGGAGUGGUAGCCAGCACCUAUUUGUAGCAAUACGACCUUAUUAUUAUUGUAUUAUUCUUUAUUGUUUUACACUAAAGCCUUUCGUGCACAGAACCAGGCAUUAUGAAAUCAUUUUCAACUCUUGGCAUAAAUAUUUUAUUUUAUGUCAAAUAUUUUGCCCUGCAACCUAAAGUAUCUUUGAUUCUUAUGGUUAUGGGUCGGUCGCUUACCCUAGUGUUCUCCACUUA